AUGGAAAUAGUUAUUCAUGAAAUGACUCAUGUUUUGGGUUUUAGCAAUAGUGAUAUACCUAAAUAGCUAACUUCUAAUGAAUCUACUCAUAUUGAUAAUACUAUUACAUAAAAAAUUAGGGGAGUUGAUAAUUUACUAAUUAAAACUCCUAAUGUUUUGAAGUUUGCUAGAGAAUAUUUCGGAUGUUUUACUUUAGUUGGUAUGCCUCUUUAAAAUUCAAUAGGUAAUGAUUCUGAUGAUUCGCAUUGGAAAAACACAGACAUAUAGAACGAAUACAUGAAUUUAUUAAUGACACCUAAUUAGGCUUAUUUUAGUGGUUUUACAGCUAAUCUUUUAAGAGAUACAGGUUUCUAUACUCAAAUAAACAAAAAUAUGGAAGAAUAAAUGUUUUAUGGAAAAGGAGCAAGCUGUGAACAUGUCAUGGGUAAAUGUGAUUCUACUAAAAGAGAAUUUUGUAAUCCUAAAACUGAUGAUGGAUUAUGUGAUUAUUACCACCAUGGAUAAUUUUCUUGUAGUGUUCGUAAAUUAAAUGAUCCUGGCUGUAAUACUUUAUAUACUUACGUAAAUUGA
Messenger RNA from Ichthyophthirius multifiliis, 570 nucleotides. RefSeq names its product leishmanolysin family protein, putative. The record is from RefSeq and is a predicted model, not a curated record. Gene Ontology annotation, biological process: cell adhesion; proteolysis. The transcript has a single exon. Lineage: Eukaryota; Ciliophora; Oligohymenophorea; Hymenostomatida. Gene Ontology annotation, molecular function: metalloendopeptidase activity. Gene Ontology annotation, cellular component: membrane; cytoplasm.